AUGGGUACUCUUCUUGGUCAUAUUGUACCAGGUACAUUUUUUACAAUAUUUGCCAUAUGGUGGGGUUUUAGUAUUGCAAUAAAAUAUUAUUAUUUAUAUUAUCGAAAAAACAACACACAAAAGUCAAAUAUAUAUUAUUCAACAACAACAUUUCCUUGUUUAUGUUUAUUCUCAUUUCAAAAAAAUCCAAUUGAAUCUUAUAUAAAAAUUUGUUGUGUUAUUAUUGGUAUGACAGGAGAAUUUUUAACUGGUUUUACACAUUUAUAUAAUGAAAAAUUACAAAGAAAAACAUGGUUGUUUAGUGAAAAUAAUAUGCAACAUAUAACUAUGUUUUUUGGAUUUUCUUUAGGUUCUAUUUUUGAAAUACUUAUUCAUUAUAAAUAUGCAUUACCAGAUGGAAUUGAAUUUCUAGCUAAUAUUUUAGCAUUUUGUAUUGAAGGUUUUUUAUUUCAUUUUCAUCUUCAUGAAAGAAAUGAAAUUGAUAUUCAUGUUCAUUUAUUAUUACUUUAUGCUAUUAUAUUUUGUAUUAUUGCUGCAAUAUGGGAAUAUAAUAGACCAAAUCAAAUAUUAGCAACUUAUGCAAGAAUUGCUGGAACAUUAUUACAAGGAUUUUGGUUUUAUGCAAUUGGUUUUAUUCUUUAUUUUCCAUCAAAUGAUCCCUAUUGGAUAUGGUUACCUAGUCAUGAACAUAUAUUAUUAAUAACUGUUAUCUUUGUUUGGAUUGUUCUUAUGACAUGUAUUGUUUUAUUUCUUCAAUCAAUUCUUGUUUGGUAUAUUUUAAAACGAAGAUAUUCUCAUUAUGAUAAUGAAGAAAUGAUUCCAAAUUCUAUUAUUCAUAUAAGUGACAAUGAAGAUAGUGAUGAUAACAACAGUCAAAUUCAAUUUUCACAACGAAACGAACAGUAUUACAAUGAAACCUAUGCCUAA
Messenger RNA from Rotaria sordida, 927 nucleotides. Lineage: Eukaryota; Metazoa; Rotifera; Eurotatoria; Philodinida; Philodinidae. The record is from the annotation of a GenBank genome assembly.